Molecule: messenger RNA, 2420 nt
Organism: Ornithodoros turicata
Lineage: Eukaryota; Metazoa; Arthropoda; Arachnida; Ixodida; Argasidae
Gene: Tsr1
Product: pre-rRNA-processing protein TSR1 homolog
Exons: 20
Coding region: 17-2395 (792 amino acids)
Biological process (GO): maturation of SSU-rRNA from tricistronic rRNA transcript (SSU-rRNA, 5.8S rRNA, LSU-rRNA); endonucleolytic cleavage of tricistronic rRNA transcript (SSU-rRNA, 5.8S rRNA, LSU-rRNA); ribosome biogenesis
Cellular component (GO): nucleus; preribosome, small subunit precursor
Molecular function (GO): GTPase activity; U3 snoRNA binding; GTP binding
Source: RefSeq, a predicted model, not a curated record
UCUAUUGACUGUAAACAUGGCGCUCCACGGCGAAAGCCAGGCUCACCGAGCUGGAGCAUUUAAGCAGCAAAAUAAGACACAUAAACAUGGUCGGCACAAGAGCAAUCGCUCUUUGGAAACGUUGAACAAAGGGAAAGUGAGCCUGAAGGUACUGUCAACGAAGAAGAACCGUCAGAUGAGAAAACAGGAGAGACGAAACCAGUUGCAACAGAUAAGAAGAAAUAAGCGUCAAGAGGCCUCCGAAAGAAAACGAACUUUGGGAGGCUGUGGAGUCCCGCCCUUCCUCACGGCAAUAAUACCGGUGAACUGUACUGCUGAUCCAAAAAGACUGCUUGAUGCCAUCAAGAGCUGUGACCCAGAAGCCAUUGUAACUCACAGUGCUCUUGGAUAUUGUCAUAUUAGUCUUCCCAGGUUCAAGAAGAGGUUUUCGUUUGUGGUGCCCAAACCUGGAGACCUGUAUUCCACUCUUGAUGCUGCAAAGGUUGCAGACAGCGUCAUCUUGCUGUAUUCUCUUCCAAGCGGCUAUGACGAUGUUGGCAACACUACCAUCUCUGCAUUGUUUGCACAGGGCUUGCCAUCUCCCGUUCAUGUCGUGCAGGGUCUGGAUGAUAUUCCAGUCAAGCAGCGUUCUGAUGCGAAAAAACAGUUGAUGAAAGCUCUUCAGUCAAGGUUUCCCGAUGACAAGGUCUACACGGUGGACAAGCAGGAAGACGGCAUUAUAUUGCUUCGACACAUCGCGGACCAGAAGAAGCGAGAAGUUUUCUACAGAGAUGCUCGGCCGCACCUUCUAGCAGAAGACAUUCAGUUCCAUCCGAAUGGGAACGAGGAGUACUUGGGAACGCUCAAACUCUCUGGUUAUAUCCGGGGAAGGACACUAAGCGUUAACUCAUUGCUGCAUAUCCCAGGCUAUGGAAAUUUUCAGAUGUCUCAGAUUGAUUCGGCAAAUGACCCUCACCCUCUGGUGGCAAGAACACGGCAAAACAAGGAACCAAAGGACAUGGCAGACGAUACAGAACAGGAGAAAGUUUUGGAAAGAGCCGACCCUCUGCGGCAACAGUCACUGCAGACAGAAAUUGAGCCAGAUGCCAUGGAUGGGGAACAAACAUGGCCCACACCUGAAGAACUUGCUGCAGCUGAAGAAGAAGAAACGCGAGAGAAGAAAAUAGUUAAGAAGGUUCCCAAAGGCACUUCAUCGUAUCAAGCUUGCUGGAUCGUGGACGAAAAAAGUGACAAUGAAGGAGAUAGCGAGGAAGAUGACAUGGAAGAGGAAGAUGGCUUUGAGGCAAUGGACGAUGAAGAUUCAGAUGUGGCCAGCACUGUCGCUGGUGAUACAGACACUGUGUCUGUAGUAGAAGAAGAAAGAGGGAACUAUGAUGAAAAGUUGGAUCUGGAAGAAGAAAAAGCCACCCUGGUGAAGUUUAAGGAAGAGCGGAUGGAUCAGAUGUUCCCAGAUGAAGUGGACACACCCAUGGAUGCACCUGCACGCACAAGAUUUGCAAGGUAUCGAGGACUAAAAAGCUUCCACACUUCACCCUGGGAUCCCAAAGAGAACUUGCCCUAUGAUUACGCGAGAGUUGUUCAGUUUGAGAAUUUCACUAGGGCCAAGAAAAGGAUACUCGCGGAAGAAAAUGAUGGAGCUCUGCCUGGCUGGUAUGUCACCAUUCAUGUAACUGAUGUCCCCAAGAGAGUUUAUGAUGAAUCUCUGCAAAAUGGGAGUCCCCUCAUAGCAUUUGGUAUGCUUCCCCAUGAGCAGAUGAUGUCUGUGCUCAAUGUGGCGGUGAAGAGAAGUGGAGAUUAUGUCCAGCCAAUCAAAUCAAAGGAACGAUUGGUGUUUCACGUGGCCUUUCGUAGGUUUACAGCAUGCCCAAUCUUCUCGGCACACACUAAUGGAGAUAAGCACAAGUACGAACGGUUCCUGAGGAACGACGCUGUGUGUGUGGCCACAUUGUUCGCUCCCGUUGUGUUCCCUCCAGCUCCUGUUCUGCUGUUCAAGGAAGAUGCCGGUGGUGGAAUCCAUUUUAUUGGAUCGGGCACUGUGCUGAAUGCAGACCCAGACCGUGUUGUGGUCAAGAGAGCUGUUCUCAGCGGACACCCGUUCAAGAUCAACCGCAAGUCAGCUGUUGUCAGAUACAUGUUCUUCAACAGAGAUGAUAUCCUCUGGUUCAGACCUGUGGAACUGAAAACAAAGUAUGGCAGAAGAGGGCACAUCAAAGAGCCACUUGGCACCCAUGGACAUAUGAAAUGCGUGUUCAAUGGACAGCUCAAGUCAGAAGAUACGGUACUCAUGCACCUAUACAAACGAGUCUUCCCCAAGUGGACAUUUGAUGCUGAUGCCCCCAGACCAGCUCCUAAGUAUGUACAGGACGAUAAAAGCACAGAAUCUAUGGACUCUUAAUAAACUGUACCACUUUGUCAAAGUC